Messenger RNA from Tachyglossus aculeatus (Australian echidna), 3189 nucleotides. It is a transcript of the gene ITGA2B, whose product is annotated as integrin subunit alpha 2b. NCBI's taxonomy places the organism in Eukaryota, Metazoa, Chordata, Mammalia, Monotremata, Tachyglossidae. Gene Ontology annotation, cellular component: external side of plasma membrane; integrin complex. Bases 1 to 3105 code for a protein of 1034 amino acids. The record is from RefSeq and is a predicted model, not a curated record. Gene Ontology annotation, biological process: cell-cell adhesion; cell adhesion mediated by integrin; angiogenesis. Gene Ontology annotation, molecular function: integrin binding. The transcript has 30 exons.
AUGGUGGCCGCACCUCGGUGCCCGCUGCCCGCCCUGUGGGCAUCCGUGCCCGUCUUGUGGGGGCUCCUGGCGCUGCUGCCCCCAGCCCGGACCAUGAACCUGGAGGCCACGAAGCCCGCGCUCUACGCCGGACCCACUAACAGCCACUUCGGCUUCGCGCUCGAUUUCCACCACGACCAACACAUGGGCCUGGGCCUGCUGGUGGGCGCCCCCCGGGACGUGGGGCGCCGGGACGAGGAGACGGGAGGCGUCUACCUGUGCCCCUGGGCACCCGGCGGGGCCCUCUGCAGCCCCAUCAAGGCGGAUUUCGAGGACCAGAUCGGCCACAUGGGCUCCGUCACCCUGAGGACCUUCAAGAGCCGGCAGGGGUUCGGUUCGUCCGUCGCCAGCUGGAAGGGCACCGUCGUGGCCUGCGCCCCGCUGCAGCACUGGAAUGCCCAGGACGGGGACCGGGAGGCCGGGGAGACCCCCGUGGGCGACUGCUCCGUGACCCAAGGUGCCAACGGCUCCUGGGCCCACUUCUCGCCCUGCCGGAACAAGUUCAUGAACUACCAUUAUGUCAACAUCUCAAACUAUAUGAAUGACCGGCGCUACUGUCAAGUGGGGUUCAGUUUGGCCAUCACCCAGGCCGGAGAGCUCCUGGCAGGUGCCCCGGGUGGCUACUACUUCACCGGUCUCCUGGCCCGGGCUCCGCUGGCCAAAAUCAUCUCCAGCUACAAACCCACCAACCUGCUGUGGAUCGUCCCCUCCCAGAAACUCACAGACGACCUCCUUCAAGUGGAAUAUCGGGAUGCCUACCGAGGCUACUCGGUGACGGUGGGCGAGUUCGACGAUGAUCCCCGAACCCCAGAGUUCGUGCUCGGAGUCCCCAACUGGAGCACCACCAAGGGGGCGGUGGAGGUCCUCAACAUGAAGCACGAUGUCCUGUACCGGCUGCAGGGAGACCAGGUGGCAUCUUACUUUGGACACACGGUGGCCGUGACUGAUGUCAAUGGAGACAGGAGGGAUGACCUGCUGGUGGGAGCCCCGCUAUACAUGGAGCGGCGGGCGGACCAGAAGCUGGCGGAGGUGGGGAGGGUCUCUGUGUUCCUGCAGCGCCGGGCCGCCCCCACCCUGGGGACCCCCGACCAGCUCCUCACGGGCAGCGAGGUCUACGGACGCUUCGGCUCCGCCAUCGCCCCUCUGGGUGACCUCGACCGAGAUGGGUUCAACGACGUGGCCGUGGGAGCGCCAUUCGGUGGGCCUGAGGGGCAGGGCCGGGUUUACGUGUUCCGCGGCACGAGCGAAGGACUGGAGGGCCGGCCUUCCCAGGCCCUGGACAGCCCCUUCCCCCGAGGCUCCGGCUUUGGCUUCGCCCUCCGAGGAGCCACCGACAUCGACGGCAACGGAUACCCGGACUUGCUGGUGGGAGCCUUUGGGGCCAGCCAGGUGGCUGUGUACAGGGCUCAGCCCGUGGUGGUGAUCGAAGCCCGGCUGUUGGUGCCAGAUGUCCUGAACCCGGAUAAGAAGGAUUGUGUCCUGCCCCAAACCAAACUUGCUGUCAGCUGUUUCACUAUCCAGCUGAGCGUGAACAUCUCAGGCUACGACAUUCCCGAGAAACUGGGGCUGAGGGCCGAGGUGCAGCUGGACCGUCAGAAGCCGCGCCAGGGUCGUCGGGUGCUGCUGCUGGAUGCCCGGCAGGGACAGGCGGGUGGCACCUCUGCGGCGCUGGAGCUGAACCCGGGCCCGGAAUCCGGCUCCUACAACAUCACGGCCUUCCUCAGGGACGAGGCUGAGUUCCGGGAUAAACUGAGUCCCAUCGUGCUGAGCCUGAACCUGACGCUGGGAGCCGUGGACGGGACCCUCCCGCUGCCCCCCGUGCUGUAUGGUGACACGUAUGUGCAGGAGCAGACUCGCAUCGUACUGGACUGCGGGGAGGACAAUGUCUGCGUGCCCCAGCUACGGCUCCUCGCCAACGUGUCGGGUGGUCCCCUCUUGGUGGGCGCGGACAACGUGCUGGAGCUCCACGUGGCCGCGGCCAACGAGGGCGAAGGGGCCUACGAGGCGGAGCUGGCCCUGCGUUUGCCCCCCAGCACCCACUUCAUGCGGGCGGCGACCACCCAACAGGGCUUUGAGAAACUCACCUGUAGCCAGAAGAAGGAGAACGAAUCUCGGCUCGUCCUGUGUGAGCUGGGCAACCCCAUGAAGAAGGGAGUCAGGAUGGCCGUGUCGGUGCUGGUGAGCGUCAGUAACCUGGAGGAGGCCGGAGACAAGGCCACGUUCUGGCUGCAGCUGACGAGCAAGAACAGCCAGAACCCGACGAGCGUCCCCGUGGAGCUGGACGUUGCCAUCCGGGCUGCUGCCCACUUGGAGCUGCGAGGGAAUUCCCUCCCGCUCUCCCUGGUGCUUCCGCCCGCCCCGGAAAGGAGAUGGAGGCUCCAAGACCUGGGACCCAAGGUGGAGCACACCUAUGAGGUCUACAACAAGGGCCCGGGGUCGGUCAGCGGGCUACUGCUGCUCCUAAGCUUCCCCAGCCGCUCGCAAGAAGGGGACGUCCUGUACGUGCUGGGGGUGACGACCCAGGACGACCUCCGAUGCAUCACUCACCCGGCCCCCGACCCCCUUGGGCUGGUCCCCCGGACGCCCACCCCGACGUCCGACAGUGACCAAGAGGCCCCCGAGCGAGAGAGGCGGGAGGCCCCCUCCACGCCACCCCUUACCUCGGAGUCUGUGACCUUGAGCUGCGGGGAGGCCCCGUGUACCCAGAUCCGGUGUGAGCUGGCACGGCUGGACCGGGAACAGCGGGUCAUGGUGACGGUGAAUACCGCCCUGUGGAUGGUCCAUGUGGACAAGAGACCUCUGGACCAGUUUGUGCUCCAGUCCCAGGCCUGGUUCAACGUCUCCUCCCUGCCCUACUCCGUGCCAGUCCAGAAGCUGCCCACUGGAGAGGCCCUGGUGGCGACCCAUCUGCUGCGGGUGAGCGCGGAGGAGUGGGAGAUUCCCACCUGGUGGGUCGUGGUUGGCGUGUUCGGCGGGCUGCUGCUGCUGGCCCUCGCCAUCCUGGCCAUGUGGAAGGUCGGCUUCUUCAAGAGGAACCGCCCUCCCACCGAGGAGGAAGAAGAGUAGCCAGCGGUGGGCCUGCCUCUUCCCCAUCCCCACUAUUCCGGGCCUCCCUACUCAAGCCAAACUCUCUCUUCCCUCCACUCCCUC